CAGGACCGAAGCCAUCCAUCACCCUUCGCAUUCACCGUGUCGCGCGUGGGGGAAGGAGAAGACGAGCACACAACCCACCAUCAUCACCAUAUAAAACACCACAGCAAGCCUUCCAGAAUAAAGAAGAAAGUCUUCGCUUUCCACCGCCCCCUUCCCUCUUCCCCCGAUCCGACCCAAACCCAACAUGCCUUCUCAAAUCCGACCACCUCCGUCGCCGCCGCCGCUUCUUCCUCUUCCCAUCCCUCUCCUUUUCCUUGUCCUGCUAUUCUCCAUCGCCGCCGUUAGCUUCGCUUCCGAUUACGCCUGCCAGGAACUCUCAACGAGCUGUGGCAGCGUAACCAACAUCACCUACCCGUUCUGGCUCGCUAAUGAUACGGAUGAGCUUUUCACCCACUGCGGCUACCAAGACUUCAAGGUGAUUUGCCGAGACAACACGCCGAUUCUCAGCCUUGCCACCGAUAACUACACGGUCACCCACAUCGACUACGGCCACCGUAUCAUCUCCCUCGCCGACGACGACAUCGUCAGCAGUGUGGAUGCCUGUCCCAGAGUCCGCCACAACCUCACCGUUCUAACCAAUUCCUCUCUGGCCUACGCUCCCUCCGACGCCAAUCUCACCUUCUUCUUCAACUGCAGCGACGGCCUCACCGAAUACAUGAGUCCCUGCCUUGGAAAGAAAUCUUUUGUUCUCACAGACGAGAUGAUCGAGAACAAUUCCUUCGUUCCUCACAACUGCGAAGCCGUCAUCGUGGCUCCGGUCCUGCAGGAAUAUCUGAAGUCUUAUCAGUAUGAACUCGCGAACGGGUUCAGAGAGGUGUUGCACGAAGGAUUCGAAUUGAACUGGUCGGCGUCCACCAACACUGCCUGCAGCCACUGCGAGCAAUCCGGUGGGUGGUGUGGGUUGAACAAGACCAGUAGUACGACUUCGGUUUUCGCCUGCUUCUGCUCCGACGGAAGAAUAGAAUCGUACAAUUGUUCAGGAAAGAGCAAGAGUAAACUGAAACAUGGAAUUAUAAUAGGUAUUGUAGCAUCAGCUGGUUUCUUCGUCCUACUUUGUGUUGGCUUUAUCUACUACAGGCACAAGAAGAAGCAAGGAAACUCCCCUUCCUCCAAAUCCCUUGUGCAGAACCUCUCUUCCAUGUCAUCUUCUAAAGACCCCGAGAAGGGCAGCAGCGCCCAUUUCCAGACCCAUCUCUUCUCCUAUGAAGAACUAGAGCAGGCCACCAACCACUUCGACGAAUCCGAAGAACUCGGUGAUGGAGGCUUUGGCACUGUCUACAAAGGAAAGCUUCGAGAUGGGCGUAUUGUUGCAGUCAAGCGGCUAUACGAGAACAACUACAGACGAGUCGAGCAGUUCAGGAAUGAGAUCGAUAUCCUAUCCCGCCUUCGUCAUCCGAACCUUGUCAACCUCUAUGGCUGCACCUCUCGCAGCGAACGUGAGCUCCUCCUCGUGUACGAGUUCGUGCAAAAUGGCACGGUGGCGGAUCACCUCCAUGGAUCCCGGGCUAGCGAGGGGAUUCUUACAUGGCCUGUGCGUCUUAACAUCGCCGUCGAGACGGCAGACGCUCUGGCCUACCUUCAUGCCGUCAACCCACCGAUCAUCCACCGCGAUGUCAAGACCAGCAACAUCCUGCUCGACAGCUGCUUCAACGUGAAAGUCGCAGAUUUUGGGCUCUCGCGUCUCUUCCCCACCGACGUCACGCACAUCUCCACCGCUCCACAGGGCACACCAGGGUACUUGGACCCGGAGUACCACCAGUGCUACCAGCUCACCGACAAGAGCGAUGUUUAUAGCUUCGGAGUUGUAUUGGUGGAACUCAUAUCCUCCAAACCUGCUGUCGACAUUACCCGGCACCGAAAGGACAUCAACUUGGCGAACAUGGCAGUGGACAGGAUCCAGAAUGGCGAGCUCGACCAGUUGGUGGACGAAGGCCUCGGAUACCAAUCGGAUGAAGCGAUAAGGAAGAUGAUCACCAUGGUAGCAGAGGUGGCAUUCAGGUGCUUGCAGAAGGAUGGGGAGAUGAGGCCACCGGUGAAGGAGGUCCUCGACACACUGAAAGCAAUACAGAGUGAGGGGUACAAGGUGGCCAAGGAAGGAAAGGAUGGUGCAGACAAUGGAGACGAUGCCGGAUUACUGAAGAAUAUUGCACCAAUGUCACCUGAUUCAGUCAUGAACAGGUGGGUGAGUAGGUAUACUACGCCAAACACCAGCGAGUGAUCACUAGUUUCUGAAUGCCUACUAAUGUCAACACACAAUGAUACUUCUUCUGUUUCUGUCUCUUUGUAUGUGUUUCAGUGAUGUGUUUGCUUGAGGGAAUGUACAUAGUUUGAUAGAGUUUCUCUAUGUUUUACUUGUUUGGAUGUUUUAGUGUAGAAUCUGAUACCAUUAUGGCAA
This is a messenger RNA of Musa acuminata AAA Group (dessert banana), 2395 nucleotides long. RefSeq names its product LEAF RUST 10 DISEASE-RESISTANCE LOCUS RECEPTOR-LIKE PROTEIN KINASE-like 1.2. Gene Ontology annotation, biological process: protein phosphorylation. Bases 185 to 2218 code for a protein of 677 amino acids. The transcript has 4 exons. Lineage: Eukaryota; Viridiplantae; Streptophyta; Magnoliopsida; Zingiberales; Musaceae. The record is from RefSeq and is a predicted model, not a curated record. Gene Ontology annotation, molecular function: ATP binding; protein kinase activity; polysaccharide binding.